This is a messenger RNA of Tympanuchus pallidicinctus (lesser prairie-chicken), 3959 nucleotides long. It is a transcript of the gene CCNC, whose product is annotated as cyclin C. Bases 2098 to 2694 code for a protein of 198 amino acids. Lineage: Eukaryota; Metazoa; Chordata; Aves; Galliformes; Phasianidae. The record is from RefSeq and is a predicted model, not a curated record. Gene Ontology annotation, biological process: positive regulation of transcription by RNA polymerase II. Gene Ontology annotation, molecular function: cyclin-dependent protein serine/threonine kinase regulator activity. The transcript is spliced from 11 exons. Gene Ontology annotation, cellular component: mediator complex; nucleus.
GGCUCAGAGGAUGUGGUUUUCUUUACUACAUUGCAUAUAGUUUCACAAUGUGUUUUAACAAAGAGUUGGAAUGCCUACAACAUUUAUUGUUCAUUUAACUGUGUUAGCUCAGGAGGAAUUACAUAUAACCUGGCUGCAUAUGUAAUAUGUUAACCUGUGGUAGGGCAAAACAUAGUACAGUUCUGAUUUUCAGGACAUUCUAUAAAAAAACCCAAAAAACUAAGAGAAGCAAGGAGAAGCUGGUAAGCUAGCAUAUUAAAGGUUAUUGAUGACAGUAAAUGUCGAGCUGUGAUCUUCUGAGGGAUUAUGUGGUAAGUAUUUUAGCCAAUGUGUGCAGUCCUGUUAAAAAGCAAAGCUCGGAAUCUUGUUGUGUUCAGUUACACUCUUUGAAACCUGCACAGUUGCCCAUGUCUGGGCCCAUGUGGCUGAUUCCCCAGCAGUGGGUGGCUCUCAAAUUGCGCAGUGUUGUCUGCAGCCUGUUCUCCUAAAGAGUUUGAGACUUGUCUAUGAAGUUAUCUAAGACAUGGUCCUGCAAAGCAUUUAACCCUGUGAAUAGCUGCAUUGUAGUUUAUCAGGUUACACAGACGCUUAAACUCUUUCCUAUGCAAUUGUCUGACUUAUAAGAAAGAAAAAAAUCUCCUUAGGAGAAGGAUAUUGCAAAGCACUAGUUUGCUUGCAAACAGCUGUUUGAACACUUUUCAUAGCUGUACAUAGGAAGUGCAGAACGCUUAUCUUUUCAGCUAUCUAAAAGAAAAGUUAAAUGACUUCACCAAAGCUACUGGAAGAACUUACCUAUAUACUGAACUGUAACUGUGAAGGACACUUAGCCCACCUUCUUUCUUAGGUUAAUGGUUUCUGUAAUAAUUGAGUAUGCUCCAAAUCUGAUUUCUGUUGAUAUAUUUUCAUUAUUGCUUAUAUAGCAUCAGAAAGUCAAGCAAACAGUGAUUUAUCAGUUUGAUCAAUACCUGAUGUUCCUUGAGGUUAAAACAGUUUCAUAGCUUCCCAAUGCAAAAAGAAGAAAUAGGAUACUCAUAUUUUUAAAACUGUAUUUGUGUUAAUUUUCACUAUCAUUAAUUAUGGAAUGUGCCCUUUUUUAUGUUCCACUUCAGUGAUUUUCCUGAGUAAACUCUUACAAACUGCAUAGGUCACUCUGAAAGUGAUACCUCCUAUUUAUUUCCAUGGAAACUACAACAGAUACCAAGAGCACAAUAACCCUAUUUGAUAGAGCAAAUUCUCAGCUACAAAACAUUGUUUUUCAACAGUCACCACUAUUAGCUAUGCAUUUUCACCAGUGAUCAACUAAAGCUGGAUUAUCACAUUUGUAAAAAUCUGCACCAGCAGAGAUGACCCACUGUUUCACAGCUGCUAUGAUGGCAUUGUUGCUAGGGAAAAUGUUGCCCAUGCAGUCCAUCUUUCAUCCAUUUGAACAGGUGGAAAUCAGAAGCUACGAAAUCCAGACUAUACAGUGACUGUUGUAGGUUAGUCCAGUCAAGACUGGCAGUGUGCUCCAUAAAACUGGUAUGGGACCUAACGUUAUCAUGUUGCAAGAAAAGAAUUGAUUUCUUUGUCCUGACUACAGAGGUUUAAGCCUUCAGCUUAGUUAGCAUCACAACACAGCAGUCAAAGGUGAUGGUUUCUUCAGGUUCCAGGAAAUCCAUGAGGAUCACCCCUUUCAUAUCCCAAAAGACAGUGCGCAUCUCUUUACCCACUGGCACUGCAUCUUGAACUUUGAUGGGGAAUCAUAUGUUACUGCAUGGGAACUGAGUCAUGGCCUGAACCGCUGAUUGAGCACCUGGGGAAAGGACUGGUCAGCCCUGGGAGCACAGGUGAAGGCAAUUCAGCUGUGCUACCGGAAGGGGUGGAGCCUGGCUGCACCUCUCUUAGACCUCAUUUAAGGGCUGACUGCUACUGUGGAAGGACUUCUGGGUGGAGAUUCCUCCCUUGUGGUGUUUCCCUUGUGAGCCUAGAUCUUCAGAGAUAGUUAUCCAGGCUUUAGGUGAACAUCUUAAAUUAAGACAGCAAGUUAUUGCCACUGCUACAGUCUACUUCAAGAGAUUCUAUGCCAGAUAUUCCCUAAAAAGUAUAGAUCCAGUAUUAAUGGCUCCUACGUGUGUGUUUUUGGCAUCCAAAGUAGAGGAGUUUGGUGUUGUUUCAAAUACAAGGUUGAUUUCUGCUGCUACUUCUGUGUUGAAAACUAGGUUUUCAUAUGCCUUCCCGAAGGAGUUUCCUUAUAGGAUGAACCAUAUACUAGAAUGUGAAUUCUAUCUCUUAGAAUUAAUGGACUGCUGUUUGAUAGUGUAUCAUCCUUAUAGACCUUUGCUCCAAUAUGUGCAAGAUAUGGGCCAAGAAGACAUGCUGCUACCUCUUGCUUGGAGGAUAGUGAAUGACACAUAUAGAACUGAUCUUUGUCUGCUGUACCCUCCUUUCAUGAUAGCUCUAGCUUGCCUACACGUGGCCUGCGUUGUCCAGCAGAAGGAUGCAAGGCAGUGGUUUGCUGAGCUAUCUGUUGAUAUGGAAAAGAUUUUAGAAAUAAUCAGGGUUAUUCUGAAGCUGUACGAGCAGUGGAAGAACUUUGAUGAGAGGAAGGAGAUGGCUACUAUUCUUAGCAAAAUGCCUAAACCAAAACCACCUCCAAACAGUGAAGGAGAACAGGGUCCAAAUGGUAGCCAGAACUCUAGUUAUAGCCAAUCUUAAGACAUUCCAAAGAAUUUCUUUACGGACCACUUUGACUCAAGACAUCCUGGGAUCUUUCCUGUGUUCAUGAAAUGGACAGAAUUUUUUAAUAACAUCUUUGACAAAGAACUUGAAGAGUAAAUAGCUUGUUUGUGUCAAGCAUUUUGGAAGUUUUUUCUUUAAAACUGCAUCAUUUUCUCUGACGCUGGAGCAAAAGUACUAAGAUUUCUCAGUGUAAGGAAUCAAAUAUUAAACCAAGCUGCAAAAGGGUAAUUCUAUCCACUCAAAACAAAUAGUUCAUUACUGGUUUGGUUUGCUUUGAGAAAAUUGUGGCUUGCCAUUAAAAGUGAUUUUUUUUUUUUUUUUUUUUUUAAGAGUGUUCUUGAAGCCUAAGUGUAACUAUAUUAAUGACCUGUGUUGUCUUCAUUUUGUUUGUGACUGAAGGAGGGUAGUGCACUGUAUGUUAAACCUAUUAAUUACCUAGGGAUUUGGUGAUUUUUAUUAUUUUUUUUUUUUUCCUAUCAUCUGGAUUUUCUAAUAAGUGAAAACAGUCCUUCAGGAGCAAAGCACAGAAGAAUUUGCAAAGAAUGGUGUUAGAGUUUUAAUGAAAACUGCAGGGAAGAAAUUCAGUUCAUUUUUGGGGGUUAGGAAGAUGCUUGUUUUACUCAAUAGAUGUACUUGGAUGUUUUUGCCUUGAAGUCUAGAAGCCCAACUUACCAGAAAAGUGCAAUAUGUAUAGUGAUUCUGCAGUUUUCCUAAGCAUUUCAAGCAUUUGGAAUUUAAAAAACAAAACACCAACAAUUAUUUUUUUUGCAUGUACUGUGUAAGUACAAUUGGAGUAUUUCACAAACAAAUACAAAUCUGGCUAUGAUUGGUUUUUUUAUUUUUUUUUCUUUUGUAUAAAAGAUACACACUGUUAGUCUGCCUUCACUGUUAGUGUGAAUUUGUGUGGCUCAUUGAAGAGGUUAUUUAAGAGGAUCAAGCUUUUGGUGAGCUUCAUACUGGCUAAUUUUAAUUGUGAUCUUAGGAGCAACUCUUUAGAAUAACUGAAAUGGGAUUCCUUGGUUGACUGCGUGCUGGAGAAAAUGAGAUUCCUUCAAAUAGAAGGCCAUAUCCUGUGUUCCUUACUCAGGCAGAUAUCCCACUGAAGUCAGGAAUUGGCCUAAAUCAAAUGUAAUGAUUUUUAGAUAACUUCCUUUCUAAAUAAUUUCUGUACAACUUCAUUUUGAAUAAGAAUGCUGAUUUGCCCAACUAUAAAAAUUGAACAAUAAAACAAAGUGAAGUAC